AUGCUACAACUGUGGAUACUGACAAUCAUUUCUUGCGUUGCGGAAUUUGGAGCAUCAGAACGUCAAAAGGAUCCUGGCAUCUUCCUUAGUGGG
Messenger RNA from Strongylus vulgaris, 93 nucleotides. The record is from the annotation of a GenBank genome assembly. Lineage: Eukaryota; Metazoa; Nematoda; Chromadorea; Rhabditida; Strongylidae.